CCCCAUCCCGGAAGUUAAAGACGUCUGGCCCGGCGGGGUUGUCAUAGAGACGGGAGUCGCGGCGGCGGGCGGUGAGGCGUCGCGGCCGAGAUGACGGUGCACAACCUGUACCUCUUCGACCGCAAUGGCGCCUGCUUGCACUACAGCGAGUGGAACCGGAAAAAGCAGGCCGGCAUUUCCAAAGAGGAGGAGUUCAAGCUGAUGUAUGGAAUGCUCUUCUCCAUCCGCUCCUUUGUUAGCAAAAUGAGCCCUCUGGAUAUGAAGGAUGGCUUCCUCUCCUUCCAGACCAGCAAGUACAAGCUGCACUACUACGAGACGCCCACCGGGCUCAAGGUGGUCAUGAACACGGACUUGGGAGUGGGCAACAUCCAGGACAUCCUGCACCAGAUCUACAGCCAUAUUUAUGUGGAGUAUGUGGUGAAAAACCCUCUCUGCGACUUAAACGAGACCAUCCAGAGUGAGCUCUUUCGCAACAAGCUGGACAGCUUUGUCCGUGCUCUGCCCUUCUUCUCGGCUCGUGCUGGAUAGUUCUAUUGUUCUAACAAACCCAAGGACUACGGUGAGCGUGAGCGGUCCGCAGGUAGCAAGCCACGUUAUUUCCCCUAAUACUUGUGCAUCUGGACCAGUUUGUAUGCCUUUCAACAGGAAUUGUCUCCAGCGGCUGUUUUCCUUCCGAAGGAUUGUUCUUCAGGUCCUUGGAUCUGGAUGUGGCCCCAUAGCCGGGUAUCACUCUGUUUAUAGUGGAAUAUAUUUUUCUGAUUUUUUUUUUAAUUGGAUCUCAUUUACUUCAAGAUGUUCUGACCAUGUUCCUCUUGUUAUGCACCAUCUUGGCUGGUUCAGGACUGUUCUUUUUGGUUUAUAGCUCUUCCUCUCUCUUCCUGUCCCCCACAAACAUUGUAGUGUUUGCUGAACCUGGGCAUGACAUACACCAGAGGCUGCUGGAACUUUGAGAGAGAGAUGCCUUUCUUUCCCAGGCACCUCGCCAAAAGAGGAGUUGAUGAUACAGUUCUUCCAUUGCUGGGAAGAAGAAAACACCAAAGGCUGAAAAGUGAUUCUUUUGCUUUUUUGCAGAGGGGGGGUGGGAGAUAAUGUUUUUCUCAUAUUCAUGAUUUAAGCAUCAGUGGUUCCAUUCCUUCUGUUUAAAAAUGAUUUGAUCUCUUACAGCUCUGGUCCUCUAGACUAGUUUUCUCAACCUCAGCAACUUUAAGGUGUGUGGACUUCAACUCCCAGAGCCAGAUGCUGGCUGGGGAAAUUCUGGGAGUUGAAGUCCACACAUCUUAAAAUUGCUGAGGUUGAGAAACACUGCUUAAGACAGCAUGUGAGUCCUAAAGGCUGGCUAACUGAACAUUCUUUGAACUGUUUCUGCAGUGGAUAAGGCCCCUCCGAUGCCUCCCUUUAGCCCAGCCCCACUAAGUGCUACCUGGGAAAGUGACAUUUCUGCCUGCUGAUUCUAGCAAACAGGCUGUGAAAAUGUACAGGUAAUCCUCGCUUAAUGACCCCAAUUGGGACUGGCAACUCUGUCACUAAGCAGAGCGGUCAUUAAGCAA
Molecule: messenger RNA, 1547 nt
Organism: Python bivittatus (Burmese python)
Lineage: Eukaryota; Metazoa; Chordata; Lepidosauria; Squamata; Pythonidae
Gene: TRAPPC1
Product: trafficking protein particle complex subunit 1
Biological process (GO): endoplasmic reticulum to Golgi vesicle-mediated transport
Cellular component (GO): TRAPP complex
Source: RefSeq, a predicted model, not a curated record